AUUCAGUUUUCGGUGUAAAGGAAAUAAAACUUUACCAUAUCUGUGACUGGAAGAACCGUAAACAUGGAAGGCAGCAAAGAAAUGAAAUGUUCUUGGGGUGCGAUUGUACUAACUUGUCGCAAAAGACAAAGUGCGUUUGCUUUUCAACGAGGUAAGACGAUAUUAAUUAUUCAACUUUUCUGUUUGUCGAACGUCGUUUAUUCUAGAGAAAAUAAGCCGCUGGUAGACGCGAAAAAGAUACGAAAGGCUUAUGAAAUGCGAACUGCCUCAGGGAAGCCAAACGCUUAUGAAUCGUUUUGGAAGGGAUUUGAACUGGAGAUAGAAGACGUUUGUCUGGCCGGUUUCAUUUGAAUGGAAGGCGAAAGUUGAGCUUUACGGCUUCGAUUGAUAGUCGACAAUAAUGGCAAAAAUUAAGGCGUGAUUGUCGCGUAACAGAUCCCGCGAGAGGGAAAUAGAUGGCCCUCGAAAAAUUGCGGUACUUUCAGUGUCGGCGGCUAAAGGUUAAUAUUUACCUCGCCUAGCCACCUCCGUUUCGGUGAAUAAUGAUGAUUUUAAACUCAUUUAUUGCUACCAAGGAUUAACGGCCGUCAUGUUUUCUUGCCAACAAAUACAACAUUUGAAGGAUUUGUUUAGCUUUUGCGGGGACAUUUCGUCCUAGGGAGUUGUGAAUUCUUCUGUCAUACCGUAUUUGAUUUAGUUUUAAGCUUAUUUAUGAAACGUGUCAGCUGAAUGAAGUAUCGCAAGACUUAAUUUGCAUGAAGUUGUAAACAAAAAACUUAUCCACCAGUUUCAUUGAUAAAUCAGGUUUAUAGACAAAGCUUUAACGGCAAAAACUGCCAAACCGUGUUUCGACGCCUUCUUUGUAAAUAAACUAGGAGUAAUCGGACCUUACGAGAGUGCGUUCGAUAUGUUUGUUAGGCAGGAAGGAGUUGAUGGGGAAGGGUGGAUGGUUCUUGCGAUAGACAACUAUGAUUAUGGUAUAUUUUGAACGCGGUUGCGUCCAGCGACACCUCUUUUCAAACUGUGUAUCAUUAUGAAAAGGUUUUGAAGGCUAGUGAUCAGAGUGAUAUCUUGGUUCGUCUCAAGUGCUUGUAAUCCACCAUCCAUCUUAAAGUCUCGGUGUGUUAUCUUGUAAUUACCUGAAGUGAAAAUUAAUGAACCAACUACCUACAUCAACAACAAUGGUUGUCUGGCACGCUUGACUAAUCUUGUUUUGCAGUUGACAAUCGAGUCAAGAGCAUAUUGAGUUAAUAUAUCGCUUAAGAAGUGCAUUGUUUUAAAUGCAUAUUGACAGUUAAUGAAUGAGGCUGAGUAUCUUAUGAAGUAUUAUGGAGAUCGAGGAGGGACUGUUAUCCGUCGAGGCCGUAGGCCAAGGCGGAUAACUUCCUCCGAGAUCUCCAUAAUUCUUCAUAUGAUACGAAAGCCAAAUUCAAUAACUGUUUUAUUAUUCAUUCAAAAUAAUUCCUAGUUUAAAAACAUAGCUAAAACAUGCUUACCUCCAUCGAUAACGAUCCAUCAAUGUUCAGUUCAUCUUCGAUAGUGUACGUUUAGCUUAAUCCAGCUCCGCAAAUAUUCUCCAAAUAGCAGAUGUUGCCCUUCGAGUUGUCCUCUUGCUGUUCUUGCCAUGUUUUUAGCUCUUUUUUCGCUUAGUUCUUACUCUUGAAACGAGUGAAAUGUCCGCCAUUUUUUCAAGUUCACAACCAAAACAACUCAACCUCGUCCCCAGGUCUUCUCGGUUAACGGUGCCUUAACCUGCGAAAACGCUGCAUUUUUGACGUCAUUUCCUCGUUAAAGUCAAAAUUCUUCAAAAUUUGGUCAUCAGUAACUGGUUAUGGUGAAUUAAACGUGUGCUUUUAGGCAAUCAGCAUCGGGGAAAUAUUUUGAAUGAAUAAAUAAAUGCUUUUAAUGUAUAUAUUGUAGAUAAUUUUCUAUCUCAGGAAACUAUUAUUUUUUCACGUUUUUGGGUAAGAUAUUAUGUACGCUAAUGAAUUUCAAACAAAGGAAAAACAAAAAUUACCUGAAAUAAAAAAAAUAGCUGCAACAUACAUCAAACAGUGAAUUCCUAAUUCCUUCAACUCCGGCCAUAUUAAUGUCCCAGUACCUUUUUUGCAAGAGGCCAUUUAAUAGAGUGAUCGAAUUAAAUUUUUUAGCUAAGAAUUUUCGGGUCAAAUUUUGCAGCAAAAAAGUCUAUUAUGUGGCAAACUGUGCCAUUUCCUCGGGGUAUAUUAGGCAUAGAACACUUAGUGUCAUUUUGUUGAUAACAAAAUUUGAAAAUUUCAGAGGCUACAUGGUGUUCAAAAGCUAGCUAAUUAGCCUUAAACUGGCAAGUGAGUUUGUUUUUUGGUGCAGAUUAUGCAAUUUCCUAUCCUUCUAGAUAACAGUUUCUUUCUCCAUUAGAACUUGAAAUACUUCAAAACAAAGGAUUUAUUGAAAAAGAUGUGCUGAUUUUGACCUUGGAGGAUCCCAAAGGUGGCGUUGGAAGUGGUGGUGCCACACUUAAUGCCUUACUUGUGGUCACAGAACGUCUGAGUGCUAAAGCAGGCUUUGGGGUUGGUAAUAAUUAUGAGUGUAUAAAUGACUAUUUUUACUUAAGACCUUUUCUAUUAGAACAUUUUUUUUUGUCUCGUGUCCACACUUAGAUGCAACCAACUGUAUAUGUAACUGUCUGUCUCAAAGAGGUGUUAGCCGUAUUAUAGUCAGUCAUAGAUAACCGUUUAUUACCUAGCCCCAAUGUCCUGAUUUACAAAUUCUCCAUACUGAACUCCACACACACAAAAAAAUUAUCCUUAACUAAUUAGCUAGAUCAAAGAUCAAAGUUCAAUGCAUUUUCCCGGGUUAUCAUCUCAUUAAUGUAAAAUGAUCACCUAAGGAAAUGCUGUGAUCUUUAAACAAAUUCAGUUUUCUCACUUAAUUCUUGAAGGAAAUUUGCUUUGUGUUAGCAAGCCACACAAUAUAGAACUUGAACUACUACCUUGCUGACUGCAGACAUUUAUUGAAGAAAAAAUUCAAAUGCAACUUUUGUACUUAGUGUUAAGCCUGCUAUAACUGACAACUUCUUUUCAUUCUUACAAUAGGUCGUUACACAAAGUGUUUUGAAGAAUGCAAGGAUACUCAUCAUGCAUAUGGCAUGUACUAAUCUUUUAUUACUCUCAUCAUCAUUAUCACAUUAUGUAGCUUUUUCUCUGUUUUUGAUCUGAUCAUUGACAAGAUAGCAAGUCUCUUUGGUAAUAAAGAUUGAAAUUCCUGCGCGGCGUAGUUGCUUAAUGUUAAUUUGAAAACAAUUGAAAGCAAUGCUGCCUUCUUCAGGGUACAACACUAAUCAGUUGUACCCUAAAAAACAGCUUUAAUUUUACAAUUAUUUUCAAAUUAACAUUCAGUCUCUAUGGUACAUGAUAAUCUCGUCAGUUACAUCUUCCUGAGAGGUACGCCACAUGGUUAGCUCAUUUGGGAGAGCGCCGGUCUGCUGAGUGGGAAACCACGGGUUCAAACCCUGGCUGGACCAUCACUCAUCUUAGAAUAACUGAGAGAAUUGAGUGCUACCUUUGAAUGAAAUCUCCAAACUAAAUUUCCUAGUCUUCUCACAGCAAUUUCACUUGAUAUAUAGUUCUUGUGGGAUGUAAAAGAACCUACACUGCUGUUCGGACAGAUUAGGGGAUGUAGACCCUGGCGGUGUGGCCAACCUUUCUUGGGCUGGGUAUGGGUUAUUAUUGUAAGGAGACGUAUUUUAAUUAAUGUUAUAUAGAGAUAACCUCAUGACCCUCCUUCAGGUGUCGUAAUGGCUACCUGUAAACGGUGUAUAUAUGUAUAUAUGUGAGCGUAAAUUCGUUCUGGUUAUAUCCGACUGAAAUUUUCAUAGAAACUUGUUUGUCCCUUGUCCUUUUGAUAUUCGUUCGUAACAUUUUUUGUAUGUAAUGAAGUAAUAGAGUAGUCUAAAGUGUGACAUCAUAAAAAUGAAAUUUCUGAAAUUAUGGGAUUUGUCAGGAUAUUCUGAAAGAACAAUGUCCAAGAGUCCUACUUGCCAAAAAUGAGCAUUUCGGGGCAAAUUGUCUCUGAGAUUGUAGCCCAGUUAUGCUUAGAAAACUCCAUACAAACCCUACUAAAUUUUUUUGGGUCGACCCAAAAAAAAAUUAGAAGGGUUUGUAUGGAGUUUUCUAAGUAUAACCGGCUAACACCUCAGAGACAAUUUGCCCCGAAAUGCUCAUUUUUGGUAAGUAGGCCUCUUGGACAUUGUUCUUUCAGAAUAUCCUGACAAAUCCCAUAAUUUCACAAAUUUCAUUUUUAUAAUGUCAUCACUUUACCGCUCUAUAAGUUGUAAAAACAUUCUUUGAUUAUUUAUUUUUUCUCAAUUGAAAUCUUUUUUCUUAAUUGUAAUGUGAGAUUUCUUUCCUACUGUGUAUGUUUUAGGGUUGGGAUUUUCCAUUAAGCUCUUGUGGAUGGUUCUUCAACACUCUCCCGGCGAAGCACAACGAAAAAUGUAAAGAGUCUCUGUGUGAUUCUGUAGUGUCAAACUUUGACUAUGUGCUUACAGUUAUCUCAGCAACGGUAGGCUUAUUUUACAUCUUUUGUUUUAUUAUUUAUUGUUAUGUUGCUGAAAUUUUUCCUAAAAGCGCAUUUAACCUCUGAGACGUUUAAGUCACCUGUUAAUCGCCUCUGAACGGUAUAGGGUCGUAACUCGCCCGAUCUGUAUUUGUCGUUCCUUAAGCCUGACAAAAAGAAAUGAGCUUGGAAAGACAAUCACUGCACAUGUGGAAUCCAAGGUUAACUGAACUAAAAUAACAUCUCGGAGAAGUUGGUUCACCAUGUUGUAGAGUGUUGUAUGUUAUCGGGUGAAGAUAUCAGUCCUAGCGAACGCCUCCGCGGGCGAAUCGACUUUCGGGCGAAAUGACCGCAAUUCGUCUGAACGAUGCAUUUAAAAGAAGACGUAUAAGUUUUCGGAUGAUAAAUGCGCCUGUCUUAUAGUACCGUCGUUAUUCUGGACUUUAGAACGACUUUAACGUCUCAGUCGACUUAAACGUCUCUAGUAUAAAAACUGCCAAUGCUAAACCUUUCUAAAAUAAAAGUAUCUAAUUUGAUGACAAGAUGGACAUGACACUAGCCUGCGUUCAGUUUUGGAUUCCUGAAUGUCACUAAGGUUGCUAUUUCAACCCUAAAUCUUCUUCUGUCCUUAAAUCAAACAUGGUUGCUCUGGAAAUGCAAACAUAAACUAGCACCUUUUGCCUGGACCCCCCCCCCGCCCCCCGCCCAUCCAAAAAAAAAGGAGGGGAAAGGAAAAAAAGAAUACGCCUGUAUUACUGUCAAAACACGUGCCACUUGAUUACUUUGGGCACUUUCAGUUAGAAGCGUCACUCUUUGUGAGAACGUGAGAUCACUAGGCAUUCAACUUACUCCUACACACGACUGCAUAUAUAACAAAAUUGAUUACAGUAAAACCUGGAACUUCAAAAGGUGAUUAAUUUUUUUCAAACUUUGGGGUAGCGCUCGCAACAUCAUCCUUGAAACGUUCUUGCGGUGGACAAUAAUACUUACCCCUUUAGGUCCCAAGAGUGACCAACAUCAAUUUUCUCCUAACAACAUCAGCAGAUCAUCAAGAGUGAAGGUUAUGAGAAUUACUAAAUUGAUUACCAAAGGGAGAAUGCUUUGAUGUUAAACCAAAUUCUCUCAACUGUUCUUAAAAGAAGUGUAUGGAGAUCAGUCCCGAGAAUUUGUAUGGAUCUUGGGGCUUAAAGGGCUUAAUCGACUCGGUUGAUAAACACGAAUUUUUUGUUCUAAACAAUAUAAAAGAAAUGACUUGACGUUAUCUUAUUAAUGGGGUAGCCUUAUGAUGGAGUUCCACUGUAUUGUAGGCUGUCAUUGUAAAAUCAGCGAUAUUUUGGGUAUUGUUAUAUUUCGUGACUGUAAUCAGUAUAACUGUGUUCUUCAAUAUAGUUAUCAGUGAAUUCUCCUCCUGGUGUUUGGAUCUGCAGUUCUCACAUGUUGCCGUCGAUUUCUCCAGACGCCCGUAAGUCUUACAAAUAGAGAGAUUAAUCACAACUUAGUCUUCCCGGCCAACCGUCUCAGAUUCUUAAUUUGAUUAGCUGACAGUGUUUACGGACAACUGGGGGGAAAGUCAAACGCCAUCAAGAAGGUUAAGGGCGAGAUGUCUACCCUUCAGUUAGACGGGCAAAGACACCAAUAUAAUGCAAAAAAUUGAUCAGUCAUCCCCGAUUUAGUGAUAAAAAUGCUUCCAGGAAGCAAAAAGAGAUUAUUUUUGUCAUAUUUUCCGUCUGCGUAUGUACGCAUAAGUGUGUGUAUGGACCGUACGCUCCUGUAUGAUAUGGUCAAAGCUCUCUUAAGCGACCACUGCCAUAUUAUAGCGGUCACAACUAGAGCUGGAUGAUUACGAGAAUGGUCUCUCGUAACCGACCAAGCGAUAAACUUAUCUAUCAGGGCUGUCAUUUACGAGAGCUCAGUUUUAGCAAAAGUUUUAGAUAUACAUACCACGCAUUCUUUUUGGAUUUGCUUAGUUUUUACACUAGUAAGCACAAACUGUGACAAAAAAGUGUUGUUAUUUCCUCUUUAUUUUUUCAAGGAAUUGACUGGGAGAAGUUUUCUAAUGGUAUCACCGUGAUUCUCUCACCUGGGGACGUUCACUAUGCAAAAGAUCAUGGUGUAGCCAAACUUGGAAAAGAUGUGAGGGUUAUAAGCAUAACUAACGUAAACUUAAAAAUAGCUCUCUCAAGAGAGCACAAGUUUACAGUUUUGUUAUGUCUGUUGUGCAUUUGCGAUUUGGUCAGCUAGCUAUGUCAUAUAAGCAUGAGACGAAACCUGUUUUGUCGAAGAAAAUAAUGUGUGAUUUCUUGCAUGGAAGAAAAAAUUUUCGACCGCACAAGGUGACGCUUAUUUAUCUGACGAAUUAAGUUACAAUUCACCAUCAUGUCAUAGCUAGCGUCGAAGAUAAAAUGAAGCGUGACUUUUUGCAUCAAGAAAAUUAAUAUUAUUGACGCAACAGGUCACACUUUACCCUCAUGUUACAGUGUAUAUAGCACGCCGAUGAACACAAUUGCCCAUUUUUUGCAAAAUUUAUCUUACAUAGAAAAAAAAAACAAAUUGAUAAAAUGACAAGCGACGACUAGAGCGUAGUAGACUCUCCUUGUUUGCGAACUGAAUGACACAGUACUUUGAAUCUGGCCUUCAGAAUUAUCGCUUUUCUUAUAGCCUGCGUAGCCGGCGGUAUUGUGUGGGUGCGAGAUUAAAGUUUUGGCGGCGGAGCCGUGUUCCAAAAAAGGGAGUAGGGACGAGGCGGUUGACGAGGCGGUAUUUCUCGCGGCUUCGCCGCUCGUGACGGCUCCGCCGUCAAAUCUCACUCGAAUAUAUUACAACGGCUCCGCCGCCAAAUCUCACUCGACUACUACAAAAUACCGCCAACUGCGCAGGCUACUUUUCUUACGGUCACGACAUGACUGCAUAGUGUUACACGGAAACUGUAAACAUAGAAACUGAAAAAUAAUUAAUCAGUCAGGUGGAUGCACGAAUAAGCCUUUCCAGCAUCCCGCACCAGAAAGCACAUGCAGUGAAACAAGAUGGUGACUUGGGUGGUAUUGGAAACAAAUCACCGUUUUUGUCAGCUUCAGUACCGGAUCCAGACCUGAGAUAAGGGGGAGGAGGGGGGGCGGUCUCCAAACCAAAGCUUUUUCGGCCAUUUGGGCCUCAGUCUGGACUAGGAAUAAGGGAAGGGCGGGGUCCCCCGGGCCCCUUUCCUGGAUCCGCCACUGAGCUCAGUCUCGAGUCGGUACCUGUGAUCACAGAACAGACUACUCUUCCCUCUGUUGUGGAAAUACCCUGCCAGCACAGUCUUUCUUUCGCUUGCUCGAAUUUGUCGUUCUCGAGAAAGACUGCUGGAAUCGAGUAUGAUCUUUGUUGAGCAUGCGUUUCAUGUUGCUAGGAUAUAGUUUCGAACCCAGGCCUAAUAGCCGUGCGCUUGGUACAGCGGGCUCGGUUAUGACCAUCGGUUUGUUCAAUAAACAUGCGCACUCGAAAAAGCCAGUUUGACGAGAUAAAACAAGAUCGGCUUUUCUGGUCCCUACUCAAGAAGAAGACAGAAAGGGACUCUGCUCGCAGGGUGUCGUGGGAAGGGUUUCUCAUCAAACGGGCGGGUGUGUUUAGCUCCGGUCACUCAUCCUGUGUUUUUACUGACACUCACUUUAAGGGCAAAGUAAAGGACAUUAUCUUCCGAGAAAGUGAGGAGAAAAUCAGAAGUUUCGCCCUUGAGAAUGGCAAGGUGCCGCUGGUAAGUUGGAAAUCCUGUCUAACUGGUAAUGAGUAUGAAGGUUGUAGAGAUUCGUUGAAAUGCGCGGUCUUCCGUCAUCAAAUUCCCAUCAGGAUUGUUGAUUCGCAGCCAUGUGACAAGGCGGCCGUGUCACAGUCGGUCGGCGAAAUAAUACAAUUUUUUUCGCAGAAUUUGCUUGAAAAAAGAGUUUAGUUCUAAGCGGAGGGUAGUCUGCUACACAGGCGUUUUUUGCGUCGUAAUGCACGUGAGGAGGAGCUUUGCGUGACGGCUUUGAAGCAGACUAAGCGGCUUUUGUUCUUGUCAACCAACAUGGCCGCCGUGAUUUCAGCUGUAAAUCAGCAAUUCUCUAAUUUAGGCCCCGUUGUAGUCUGCGAAAACAGACGUUUCUUUUCGCUCAUCGCAGAUGGGGGACGUUUCGCGAUUAGGAACGUCUGCGACUCAGCGACAAAACUUCCAUACUGAUGACGUAAAGUCUGUCCGGAAUCCGGUCAUAACCGCUGAUUGGACGACAGAGUAGUUACGUUGUUUUAGCUAUUGUUUACGAAUAACAGACAAAAGGCUACAAAGGUCAUUCAAAUGUAAACGGGAUGAAUCUAUAACAAAACAGUCAAUAUUUGUGGAAUAUAUUCUUCUCUAGAAGAAGCAUUUGAGUUUUUCUAGAACUCGUUCGCAGAUGAACACAACACUUUCCGAAAAUCGACCAGGAGAAACGUAAAAUUGAACAAAUUUGCAUUUGGAACCCCACGACUACCGAUUUAUUAUGUAAACAUUGAUUUACGUCAUCAGUAUGGAAUUUCUGUCGCUGAGUCGCAGACGUUCCUCUACGCGAAACGUGCCCAGGGGCGAGGAGCGUGGAGAAACGGCUGUUCUCGUAGGCUAAAGAAGGUGCAGUAAAAACAAACUGUUUUCCUCGGGACCUGACAUUUAAUGUAACAGGUUAUUUACUAGUUAGCGAGUAAAGAUAUCUUGACUGUGCUCUGUUCUGUUGUAAAACACGCAGGGAGCGGCUAGAGCACCAAAGAAGUGUAGGGGGGAAACACGAGACGUAGUCUAGUGUUUCUCCCUUCUUGAGUGCUCCAGGCGCUUCCUAAGUGCUUUACAACAGAACAGAGCACAGUCAAGACUUCAUUAUUUGUUUUAUGAUAAAGAAUCCGUUAAAUUCCCCACGCAUUACUUCCAAAUGUUCAAAACAAACUACAGGUAAAUGGCUGACAGCUCUAGCUCCGUGUUUUAUACUCUCAUAAAGCAGGCUUUUUCAACCAAGCAGAGUGUGUGUUUAUCUGACUUCAUCAUAAAAACGUUAAUUUUGAUUGGCAGGUUAGCGGUACUGUGUUCAUGGACAUCAAAUCUGCCUGCAAGGUUUUGAGUCUUCAUGUGUUCCAUCCCUUAGAUGCUUGUACUUACUUUGGGCUAGACAAUGGAGCUGAACCUAUUCAGGUAUAACUGACAUAUAUAUCUAAUUUUUAUGGUGUUGGUUCAGCUAUACAUUUCAUAAGGAUCUCGAAAUUCGUGAUGGCCUUGUCGAAUCUUUCAAAGAGAAAAGAAAAGGGCAACUAAUGCAGCGAUGAUGUCGAGAACGUCAUAAAAAAGCAAGAGUUUAAGCCGAGCAAAAAAACAACUUUGCGCGCGCAUUCAGUACACUUUAUUCCUUUUCCGACCUCUGCAUAGCCUCGAGUUGAAAUUUUCUUAUAAGGGAGUGUGUAAACAUACGAGUUGAUAGCAAAUUUUUCUUUUCCUCUCUCUAGUGAAUCUGCCUAUGUUUUUUUAAAGCAAAUUAAGUGAGUUUGUAAUAUUCUCCAUGCAUAUAGCCUUGCUCUUCGGCCUUGAAUCUCUCCGGUCGUAGGUCAGUGGAAAAAAGCGCCACGCGUUGCUGGGAGUAGUACAGUAGCUCUUUUAGACCUCUAUUUUUAUUGGCCUAAAUAAGCAGUAGCUUCGUUUGUUUUUAGGGCUAGGGGUAUUGUUUGUGUUGAAUCAUCUACUGUUUCGUUCUCCAAUCACAGACCAUUCUAGCACCAGGAAGAUCUAAAAGGCGGAGCAACUUUUCACUGGGUUUACACACAGAAAUUUUGGUCUGCGUGGUUAGCAGUAGGGAAGGAAUCAAAAUAUCAACGAUUACUCACUGAAUGAAGUGCUGCAAUUUUUGCUGGUUUGUCCCUUCCUAGUACUAUGAGUAGUUUACAUGGUACUAGGAUCUUCCAACCUCUCAGCUUGGAAGAUCCCAGCGCUAGGGACAAGUACAACUUUGUGCAUGUAAACUGAGUCCAGAAAACAUAUGACGCUAGGAUGAUCCCCCCUCUAGGAUCUUGCUGGUGCUAAGCUGGAUCAAUUGAGGUUUCUGGGUAACUGACCACCUACCUCUCCCCUAAGUCACAAUUUUGCCUUAAGUGAGACGUGUUAAUGCUGACUUAGGGGAGGGGUAGGCGGGGUACCCGGAAACCUAGACUACGAGUAGUACCCAUUUUCCCUCAGGGAUAGUAUAGCGAGCAAAACGCGAGUGCGCGUGAAAAUUACCCCGUGCGAGAAAAGGCGACACGCGGCGGGGAGAGAAAACAGAGUAAACAGCCCCUUAAGCCAGCUAAGUGUUGGACGUUUCUCUUUUUUUUGCUAUGCAGUUGUCCAUGAUAUUUGAUAUCCUUCUUUGUCUGGCCGAGGAUGUGACAGAGUCAGCGUUUGUUGAGGGUGAAAGAAGCGGUUCAUAUGGUCGCUACAUCCCUGUAACAAUGAAGUCCUCAGAACACCCCAAGAGGAUGCUCAUGCGCAGUGCACGAGCAAUGCUUUGGCAGCGACUAAGGGGCGUGGAGCUGAAAGGAGGUUAAUUAACAAUGUUUAGGGGAGUUUUUUCGCAUAAUGUGAAGAAUUCCCGGAGGAGUACUCGUGGGAAUUCUUGGUGGGCUGGUUUUCCAAAUCCUAACCCUAUUUCAGACCAAAAAAUGUCAUGUUCCACACCCGUUUUCAGACCUGGCCUUUAGGUAGAAAUUAUGUCAUACUGUAAUUACUUAUGUUAGAGUGCAAGCAAGAAUUUCUUCAAAUGCAUUUCGAAUUCGCAUAUUCCUAUUUUUCUUAUUAAUUUGGAGUUGAAACGAUAAAUACGUUUAUACGCUCCCGUAGUUCCUUCGAAAACCAUACCCGAUUCCAGACCAAAAUGGGUAAUGUGUAUACCCGUUUUCAGACCAAAAACCAUACCCUUUGGGACGGCACAUUCAUAUAUGGCUUAUAUAAGGGAUUACCCCCCCCCCCCCCGGGGGGGGAAAAAUUCUGCNUUAGGUAGAAAUUAUGUCAUACUGUAAUUACUUAUGUUAGAGUGCAAGCAAGAAUUUCUUCAAAUGCAUUUCGAAUUCGCAUAUUCCUAUUUUUCUUAUUAAUUUGGAGUUGAAACGAUAAAUACGUUUAUACGCUCCCGUAGUUCCUUCGAAAACCAUACCCGAUUCCAGACCAAAAUGGGUAAUGUGUAUACCCGUUUUCAGACCAAAAACCAUACCCUUUGGGACGGCACAUUCAUAUAUGGCUUAUAUAAGGGAUUACCCCCCCCCCCCCGGAGGGGGAAGAAUUCUGCUCUCGGAGAAUGUUGUCGGCUGAGGAGGAUAACAGCCUCCGAGGUCUGCGUAGUUCUUCACCAUCUUGCUUCCAAAAGUGAACUUGAUAACAUACACAGUUAUCCCUAGUUCUACACUUAACCAUGCUUAUACUCAAAUGUAAAGAUUUCUUUCAACAGUGCUUCUUGAGAACGGUACGUUUGAUUACUCGAAGCCAUCUGCAGAGUGUUAUAGGAGACAAAUGCUUAACAGCAUUGAAUUUCUAAACCAGACUGGAGUCAAGUUCGAUUUCAACAAUCAUACGCACGUAUCGAUCUGUAAGGUGAGUACGUUACAACCGACUUUCUUUUCCGAGAUCUCGGAUGUUUUUAAAGAUAUUUGAAAAAUACCUUCGAGCUUAUUUUUCUAGAACAGCAGUCGUUAUUAACAGUCGUUAUUAAAGGUUAUAUCACACGGGACGAUUCGCAAAAACGAUUUUUAGCGCAACACAGCGUUGCAAUAUUGUCGCGACAUUGUUUUGAUUGGUUCCAACAUUGUUCCAACAUUGCAAUGCUGUGUUGCGCCAAAUAUCUUCGUUGCAUAUCUUCGUGUGUAACAUCCGCCUUCAAGACCUUUAGAUUCGAGGACGAGGACGACCACGGGAAUGAGAUUUGAGAUAAAAGUUUUUUUUUCGCAUAUUCUCAAAAAAUAGACACCCCUGAAAGCUUCAUUUCACCUUUUUCCCUUGAAAAGUUAACACGGUUAUUUUUAGCGAAGGGGGUUAAGCCCUCUCCCUAUCGAAAAAUGAUAAAGCUUCUAACGUUUAGAUUUGAUAACUUUUUUCCGUCAGUAAGACAUAAGAGACCUUUAGAUUAGAGGACGAGGCGACUACGAGAUUUGACUUUACGUUUUUUCAAGUAUUCUCAAAAUAUAGACCCCCAGGAAAACUUCAUUUUAUCACUUUUCACUACAAAAGUUAGCACUGUUACCUUUUGUGAAAGAGGUCACGCGCUCUCCCGAUCACAAAAUGACUUCUACCAUUUGAUAUCUUGUUUCCGCCGCACUUCGAUAUUCUCGCUAAAACUCGUAGUAUAAUGACAACGGCUACCUUUUUUUCCCGCCAAAAUGGCGUUGGUUCACGCGCGAACACAGCUUAGUACUGAGAAAAUCUCGUACUCGUAUAGUCGUACUCGUCUUAUUCUUAAGAAUCUCAAGGUCUAUAUUUUCGCUUAAAACGCACAGUAGAAUGACGGCGCCUACCACGUUUUCCUGCCAAAAUGACGCUGGUUCACGCGCGUGUACUAGUUAGUGUUGAGAAAAUCUCGUUCUCGUAAUCGCCCUCGUCUUAAGGUGAUGUUACACGGGACGAUUCGCAACGACGCUGAAAAGCCAUUUUUGGGGAUGCUUAAUAAAGUGCAUGUAUGUAUGUCCUCCAUAAAACUUGCAAUUAGGCAUUUUCACGUCGUACUCUUACAGGGACGGUCAAGAAAUGUACAAAAAAGCGUGAUCCACUUGCAAAGUUGUUGUUUUGCGUAAUAAACAUAUUGCUUUUUUGACGUCCUCGUUUCCGUCGCCGUCGUCGUUGCUAAAGCUCCCCGUUGCGGGAUCAACGAAAGAAACUCUGGGAAAGUUUCUUUAGCAAAAUCUUGCGGGAAUUUCUUCCGUUUUGCAACUUUGCCGAGCUAAAGAGUUUUCUUUCAAAAUUCUUAUUAGCAGUUGCUAUUUUGUUGUUUCAGAAUGGUACUCCUAUUCCAAAAUCCUCUGUUGUGAUAAAUUCGAUCGUGGAGGAUGGCAUCAAGAUUGGGGAGAAUUCAGUGAUCUCUAACUGCCAUUUGAAGGUAUAACACUCGUUCGUUGUAGUCCUUAUGUUUUUUUUUAGCUAUUUUACAAAUCGACAACAAUUUUCCAUGGUCUGAACUAGUUUUGAACAUUUUGACGUCAUUACUUCCGAUUAUAAACCUACCCCCACAAAAAGUCCCCCAUUUUUGGCCCAUCUACCUGAAAACAAAAAAAUACAUCCGGUUAUACCCCCCCCCCCCCCCCCCCCCCACACCCCCACCCACCCCCGCCAACACCCAAACACCCCCCACCCCACACCAACACACAACAUUCAACCGAUACGCACAGCCAUAUAACCCGGGCAGUUGCAGCCGCAUGAGGGCGUGCUUAGAAACGGAGCGGCAGAUCUUCGGGGGGGAGGGGGGGGGCUUAUGACCGGUCCGAUAAAAGUGUCUCAAAACAAGCAACAUAGCAGUGCUGAUUAAAAUAUUUUUUGAAUUUGAUCGACUUUUUUUUCGCUUCAAGCACAAGGGGGGCAUAUACUCCGGCCAGGGGGGGGGGGGUGCAACAGAGAGUAAUUUUUUUUUGUUUUCUUUUUUUAAAAAAGGCACAAUAUUUCUCCUGUCUUGCAGUAUUUUUUAAAUAUUGUCAGCUUUUUCUCCCCAUUUUAUACCUCCCCCCCAAAAAACACCCCCUUUUUUGGCCCCUCUCCCCAAAAAAAAAAAAAAUCACCCGGUUUACCCCCCCCCCCCCCCGCCCCGAAUAUAAGCCCCCCUCUUGCUUGAAGCGUAAAAAAAGUCGAUCAAAUUCAAAAAAUAUUUUAAUCAGCACUGCUAUGUAGCUUGUUUUGAAACACUUUUUUCAGUCCGGUCAUAAGCCCCCCUCCUCCCCCCCGAAUAUAUGCCCCUCCGUUUCUAAGCACUCCCUCAUACGGCUGCCACUGCCCGGGUGAUAUGGCUGUGCGCAUCGAUUGAAUCUUGAAAAUGAUAGGCCAACUUUUUCAAUUUUUCAUGCUAUGGCUACAAAAAUCUCCCAAAACGUUUUAUGGUUUGUGCUUCCUGAUGAAAUUUGAGAUGUGCAAGUGACAUAUGGGUAAAGGCAGUACGUUUUUGACUUCAGCACAGAAUUGACCUAAACCAGCGAUAAACUCGUGGCAUAGCCCCUUUAAACACGAGGUCAAUUAUUCGAUUAGCAACGAUUUGUUUAAUGCGAUUUAACACUGAAUGUAAGGAUAAAAUGUGACAACUAUAUUAUUUAAAUAUUCCAGGGGGAUUUGUCCUUUGGAUCAGGGUCCAUCUUAAUCGGUAUUUCAUCUAAAGCUAUGAAGGUGAGAUAGUGUCUUCAAUCGAAUUCUGAUUCCAUGCUUUGAGCGGUGUGCGUGGUUCUUUUUUGUGAUUUUUCUUCUUUGUGAUUUUUCGUAGGAUGUUCCGUCAGGAGUAACUUUUCCUAACGAUUUGUGCGCCAUUCACUUCAAUGUUGACCUUGGUGACAGACCACAAAGAGUUUUGGUUGUUUUGGGCGCUCUUGAUGAUCUACAGGUGAGGCUGUUUUUCAGUACCACUAUCGGUAGCAGCUUUAGCCUCCCUCGUAGACGUUCCUAAAGGUUCGUCACGCGUUCCCCCCCUCCUCCCUCCCCCACCUUGGGGAGAAUUGACCAGAACGUCUGCGUGGAAGAGUAUAACCUCUUAAAGGAGCUGUGUCACGCAAUUAAGCCAAAUUAGGAAAUUACAAAAUGCCCGUUAAAUUAAGAGAAACAUAAAAAUAACCGCUUAAAACUUUAAAGGAAGGUUAAAAUAACAUAACAGAAAUAAUGGAUGCCACGGAUGGACAAAACUGAAAAAGAUUGAAACGGAUUAAAAUUAGGGUUUUUGAAAACUGUUCAGCCUAACAGUUUUUCAAUGUUGAUCCCUGCUGCUUGCAACUUCAAAAAUAAUGCUCAGGAGACAUAUUUGUUUGUCUUGGAUCUCUGAUUUUGUCAUUUACAUGUAAUUUCUUUGCUUACUUUAAGUUCCAUCGCGAUUGAGGGUGAGUAAUUGGCAAAAUUAAACAAAAUGAACCGGACUGCCGUGACACAGCCUCUCUAAGGUAUCAUCCCAUCUUUGGUACACUCUUCGUGCGGAUCUUGCUAGGGGUUGUAGCCUUAAUAAUUACUCCUACAAACCGCACAUUUUCUAAAAGCUUAAUGCUUGAAGAUUACGGCUAAUUUCUUUACACAAUCCAAAAUGCUAACGCGUUUCAGAAUUGACGAGCGUUUUGCAAAAGUAUACAUGUUUCUGUAAAUUUAAGUCCAGGUCAGCCAAAAACAAACGAAAGAAAUCGAUUAAGAUCGCGUUCGCUUCAUGACACGUCUGACUCAGAUUACUCAGAUGACUCAGAUUUUUGACAUGUGCGUUUGUUCUUUUGUGAUAAGUAGAUGAAGUAAGUGAUAACAAAUCAUUACAAUUACCUGUGGAAAAAAUGCUGUAACUCAAAAACGAACAACAGAAAUCAAAAUUCGCACAAUGUUUUUAAGAAUAACUAUCUGGCAGUAAGUUGGUCAAAUUUCAGCCAAUUUGGUUCACGGGUUGCCGACUUGUAGUUUUAAAAUGAACGCUCAACUUGGUCCGAUUUUCAUUUCGAGAAAACAGACAGUGAAAAUGCUGUACUAUCUUUCUCGUCACGCAGACGCCAGUUUCAUCAGAAAACAGCACGUAUUGCAACAAACCAUGGAAGACGUUUUUUGAUGGAACAGGGAUCAGCCCUAAUGAACUCUGGUUUGGAGUGGUAAGAUCUGUAUACAUCUCACUGCGUAUUGGACAUUUGAGGUUGAGCGGAAGACUGGGUUUGUGUUGUUUCGAACUGCGUUAUGGGUCCAAAUGUUUCCGCCAAACAGUCCUACAAUGCAAUUGGACACGAUGCUGACCCAGUCUUUUCCCAGUCGCAGGUUUUUCUUGCCUAGACACAGUCAGCCUUUGUUCGUCAGGCUUCUUGGGGGUUUCUCUCUUAGGCAGUGUUCACACUUGGUGCCCGGACACGGUGCCCAAGGACGGUACGGUGAACACAACAUCAUUUUGUGCCGAUGCCCAGGCACUUGUUCAGAGGCACCAAGUGUGGACAGCCCCUUUUCUAGGCUAUAUUGUUAUGCAACAACAACCAACGGCAAAAAGAGUUUGUUUUGUGUCAUCUAUUAACAAAUUCUAUAAUUUGCUAUCUGCCUAAUGGAAUGCUUUAUUUUUUACCCCUUUUGACUUGAAAUAGGGUAGGGGAAUUACCAUCCUCGGAGACCCAGGGGCAGAUAGUGGGGGCGAGAGAAAGUCUAAACGGGCGGGAAAAUAUGGCACGAAGAAAAGUAAAGAACGGCGAGAAGAGCCCCUGGGGACAAUGUCUUACCACACCAGUUCCAAACUGUCGCGGUCGUUCUGGCUUCUGAUUGGUGCCAGAAAACUUUUGUGUUUUUCUGCUCAAUCAGAAGGCAGAACGGCGGCGACCAUUUGGAACUGGUCUGGUAAGACAUUGUCCCCAGGGGCUCUUCUCGCCGUUCUUUACUUUUCUUCGUGCCAUAUUUUCCCGCCCGUUUAGACUUUCUCUCGCCCCCACUAUCUGCCCCUGAGUCUCCGAGGAUGCGGAAUUACAUAUUUUGAUCUGAAGUAGGGCGAGCUUUUCAGAAAGCAUGUCACCCAUCCUCACCUAAAUUUUCUAGCCUUUAAAAGCAUGAAGAGGCUUGGAAUGGUGGAUAGAAAGGUCGAGGGAAAAGCGAGGAUGCCUCUAGCUCCUUAUCCGUGCGUUAAACUCUCGCGGGGUUAUAUUGACGCAAACAUAUUUAUAGGCGUGAGAACCUGAUUCGUGAGAACCAUGAAUUCCAGCGCUCUAACUGCUCGGCCACGAUGCUUCUAAACCAAUUAGAUUACUUAAUUUUGUGAGGUAUAAAGAGGUGAUUUUAUAUUUCUGUUGUAGCCUGAACAGGAAAGAAGUCUUAUUAAUGCCAAGCUUUUCCCCACGAUCCAUUGUUCUGUAUCACCGAACGAGAAAACAGACGAGAUUUUGUGGUUGUCGAUGAUCGCUAGCGGCUUUUCAAAGCGGUUGUUUUCUCAAACCAUGGACGUUAACGAGAAUGUUUUCAACUCGUCGCCUACAAAAGGUCAACAUUUCGUUUAUUCUCUUGGGCGAGGACUUGCGGAUCUACUUCAAAAGUAAGGAACGUCUGUGUGUGCUUGGGCGUGUGCGUGUAAGGGCCUGUACAGUAUAUUAUAAAAUAGGGAACUCAGGCAACGACGAUGGCACAGGGAGCAAAAAGCUCACUUACAAUAAAAAAGCAAUCGCGUUGUUUCAAACUUUAUCGAUCUUAUUCCAUUUCGUUCAAUUUCUCAGUGUUCGCGAAUUUUUGUGGAGUUGAGUUCUAAAAGUUUGUUUCUAAAUUUAGACAAAGGAAAUCGUUGUCUUGUGUUGACGUUCUCCAUGAAAUGUGAAAUUAGGAACUUUCACGUCGUAGUUUGCAACGACCACAAAGAAAUGUACCAAAAAAUAAAGCUUGAUGGACAUGCAAAGUUGUUGUUUUGCUAUUCUAAUCUUAUUGCUUUUUUCCGUUCUCGUUGCCGUCGCCGUCGUCGUUGCCUAAGCUCCCUAUUAAAUUUAAUAACUAAGAUAGUACGUGCGCCCUGAUUAGCCAAGAAUUAAGUAAGUGGGAUGAGAGUAAGUUGGUUUCACCAUGUUUUGCUGUGCACGUGCUUAACACCAUGAUUAUCGAGUGAUUAUGAAAAAAGGUUGAUUUAAGAACACAACAUAACAUAAAGAAAAUUUAUUUUUGAAAGAAAUAAAUGGUUUUAUGCUUAAUGUGACUGAUUAAUGUAAGUUUCUAUAACAUAACGACGUAUAGAUAAAGUUUGAGAAAAAUCUCGGUGCAGGUUCUAUUUCAGAGGAAUGACCCUAACCCCUGAGCACUAAUUUACAAAUACAAAUUCUCCACACUGAUCUUCAUGCAUUUCCUUAAGGAAUUAGUAGAGAGAAUUUGUUUAAAGAACAAGGCUGAUCUCAAUCAACCUAAUCCCAACUCUCAUUUCAACCUGAUCCAAAACCAUUCCCACAAACACCCUCAAAUCAUGCCUCAUUCUUCACUCAACCCCCCCCCCCCCCCCCCCCACCCCACCCAACACACACACUUGGGUGAAUCAUUCUGUUCAUUCCUACAACUUUUUUUCUUCUUAAUCUAUUGAUAUUGUUUUGAGAAAAUUGAUGUUGGUCAAUCUUGCUGACUUAAAAGAGUUAAUGUCGAUGAUCCGUUUUUUCAGGUGGCGAUUGUCCAUCAGGCUGUCCUUGCAGGACAUCCUGUCCUUGCUGGAUUUGAAUGCAGAGUUUGAUUGGAAAAGAAGGUUGUGGUUUGAAAUUGGGAAAGCGCAAGCCGAGACCACACUGAGAGACUGCAAGAAUGAUUGUCUCUUGCCAUUCUUCAGAAGCUGUGUUCAAGAGGGAUUCGCAAAAGACAUAUUGAAGGUUUUAGAUGAAGGUAAACGUUCAUUGCCGACCCGUGGCAGUCCGCGGAAUUUGAUUUUAGGAGGAACUACCUGCGUAGGCUCUAGAGUAGGGGCCGUGGUCUUCUGGAAUUGUUUAGGGGAACGAGAAAACAAACAUGAGGAGAUUGGACCAGACCCAAAAGAGUUUCUAAAAUUAUUGGCCAAUCCGCACUAGCAGGAAAAAUUUGGAAUUCUCUUUCUCAAACUCAUAAAUAAUUCAUAUCGAUAAUACAAAGGAAAUUAUUGUUUAAUGAGUGUUUUGAAAUCAGAUGAAAAACUGCUGGUACAAUUAGGCAUUCCGGGGUGUCUAGCUUUUGAGAAUAUACGCGAAAAAUCUAAUCUUGUACUCGUAGUCGGCUCGUCCUCGAGUCUGAUGUCUCAUUGCCUUAAAACAGGAUCUUUAUCCUCAAGGUUCACUGAUGAACUGUUUCUUUUGCUCAGUUGCAUGCAGUACAAGUUCUCCGGGCGUGGCCGCUCGGACUUUGGCGUGUAUUGCUGACGUAUUAGGUGCUAUGGCAGGAGAGAGAGCUGGGCUGAGAAGUGGUCCGGCCCGCAAUGAAUCCUGGAUGGAUGCCUUUCAGUGUCUGGAGGUAAACGAAAGCAGCUAAUCUAAAUACACAGACUAACAAAACUGGAAACUUCUUCCUUAGUAGUACAGUGGAACCUCGAUAUAGCGAACCACUAUAUAACGAAGUCCUCGAUAUAACGAACUAUUUUCUUUACCCCAGUAACAGUAAAAUAUAUGGAAAAGUCCCUCGAUAUAACGAAACCUCGUUAUAGCGAACAAAUUUUGCCAGUCUCCUUGCCCGUCGUUAUUACGAGGUUCCCUCCAUAAUAUAGAUUGAAAAUGUGACCUGUUAUUGAAUGAAUCUUAUCAAUAUCGAACGAUCGAAGAUCAAAAUACUUUUGCGCUAUGCUUUGGGUGCAUAUCACGUGAUAGAUGGUCAAAACACACGUUAUCAUAUUAUGAGUGAUAGAAGGUCCAAAAGCUCUUGAUCAGAUUGUAUUCUGUGCAUUCGAUUCAUUCCUAGUGGAAGUCCAAGCGAAGCUACAUACGUGCCGUGCAUGCGUAAUAGCAAUCUGGAGAUUAGGAUUGCGGGCUCCUCUUUUGGCUGGCAAGUAAAUAGCUCACGCGAUACUUUUUUUCGACUUUGAAAGCUGGUGUCUUCUUUUUGUUUUUUUAUUUCUUUAAUUUAGAAAGGAGACAUCCCAGCUGGAGUGAAUGCACUUGCAGAAGAGAGAAAUAAGUGGCUUGAAAGGUACAUCAUUAUGACCAUUAACGUUGCGUUAGUUAGCGUUUUUAGCGUAGGGCUGGUUAUUCAGCACACGAGGUCUUCGUUUCUCCGUUUUUGAGUGAGUUAUAUGUUCUUAUUAUCUGUGGUAUAUGGGCCCUUAACAAUAAUAAUACAUGGUGCUUGAUGUCUAAGGCUGCGUGCAAACUGACGCAACAACUCCCAACAUUAUUGCGCUAACAAUGUUGGGAGUUGUUGCAUGCGUGUUGACAGUGGUGUGCAAACGGAUGCAACAACUCCCAACAAUGUUGGGACCUGCAGUGUAUCGUGGGAAGGAUACAACCCAUAAGUCUUUGUAAACCAUGCGUAAUGCACAUGCCUGGCCCCAACAAUGUUGGAAGCCGGCUGUGCAAACGGAUCUAACAUUGUUGCGCUACGAUUCGGAGAUCACGGAACAAAAGAAACGUUGGGAGUUUUUGGCUGAAAAGUUUGACCGGUUUCAAACUUUGCGCAGCAAACAGCAACAGGGUAUGUAAACGGACGCAACAUGUAACAUCUAACAACGUUGGGAGUUGUUGGUCACCAAUGUUGCGUCCGUUUGCACGCAGCCUAAAGAAUGAUCUGCCCCAAAUUGAUAGAAGCUUAGAACGCUGUUUUGUUAAACACUUACCUGUGUAGUUGCAGUAUUCUUUUCAUUUCUGUCGUCAAAUGGACAAAAAUUUCAGUUAAAUUAAAACUUUUGCACGGAUGGAGUCCGCUUGCCGAGGGAAACUAGAGUGUUUGAUAUACGAGAUGCUGAUUAUAAAAGAUAAAAGAGUUACGCUAAACACGUAAGUGGAAUCCUGCCAUUGUAAUUUGUCCAUUUUCACGUUUAAAUUACAUGCACUUUUCGCACUUCCUUUUUCUAUAAAUAUUACCACGAUUCCUGUUAAUUUCUUGUCUUUUGAUAAUUAUGACAUGAAGCUAUCGAAACAUCAAGUUUCUUUUAUAUCGUUAAUUUUGUUUUAAAAUGUAUCUCUAAAUCGAUCCUCAUUACAAAAUUUUACAGGAACACAAUAAAUUAAAGUGUUGUAGAUCAGGCAAAAAACUACCCACAAUAGCAAAAACUAAACGAGCUGAGUUGCAUUUUAUAAGGUUGUGACACACGAAAGAUUAAGACUACGAAUUAAAUUUAGGAGAACAAAAAUAAAUAAAUAAAUAAAAAUUAAAUAGAACAAAACAAAACAGAACGGUACCUGAUAGCUAUAAAGUUUACAUCAAAUAGGAUAAAUCAAACAAAUUGCUAUCCAGCAUUAAAAGAAUGACGAGGAUAAAUAAUUUCCUUCAUCGUUUUUCUUAAAUAAAUGCAAAGAAGUACUUUUUAAAUUUGCAUCCAGGUUAUUCCAAACAGAAGGACCAGGGAAGCGUAUAUUAAAUUUACCGUAAUUAGGCCUAACCUUGUCAAAAUAAUAAGUUGACUUUGAUGCUAGCCUAGUAUUAUAGCUAUGCUUAGAUGUUAUACGUGAAAAGAAGUUGUCUUAAGCCUCAGGUAGUAAACUAUGAUGAAACUGAAGCAUAAAAAAGGCAGGCAAAAUGAAUAGUCACUAGACGCAUGAACUUGACUAAACCGAACUGUGAAAAAAAGGGGACUGGAGUGAACAUCUCGAUUAGAAUAUGUAAGUAUUUCUACUUUAAUGUGAGAACUUUACUUUACAUUGAUGUAAUUGAUUAUUAUUUUUGAAUAGACCCGAUCUUCUGAUCCGAGCAGCUCGCCAUUACGAAGGAGCGGAACAAAUUUUAAGACGAAAAGCGGUUUUUACUUCAAGACAGGUCUGUUACAUGGCUGACAGUCUAUAAUAUAGCCUGCACAUAUAUGUAAUUAUGUGACUUAGUGUACAUUUAUCAUUUGUCAUUUAGCGAAAAACAUUUUUGGGGGUUAGUUGCACUUUAAAAGAAAAUGCAAUGAAAAUAGGUAGUUUUAUACAAAAGACUGAAAGACACUAAACGAUACCCACACCACAAAACAAUAGCUAACUAACAACAGUUUCUGCAACACCAAGAAUCAUAUUUCCCCAAAAAGUGUGAAAGUUUUAAAAACUACAUUUGCUCGGUGAAGUCCACACCUUGCUUCAAGUAUAAGGCUGAUUUAGCAUCAGAACGGGAACGUCAGAUGACAACGACGCGCCCAAAUCAAACAACUGGCUCGAACCAACGGCAGAGCGGCAAAUUGGGCACCGGAAGUCGCGUUUAGUCCUUUCCGCGCGCUUUCCCGUCGUCAACUGACGUUCUCGUUCUGUUGCUAAAUCAGCCUAUUAAGACACGAUGGAGGCAGCGCGAUUACUUCUUGGAAACAUAAAAAUGAGAAAUAAAAUUGUUUCCAUUAAAACAAGCAAAGCCAACCUUGUAGAGUUUUAAGUGGAAGCGUAAUAAAUAUUAUAACUAGUUCUGAGAGUGGUUUUAUCAAAUUUAGCCCCUUUGAAUAAGAAAUGUUAAUUUUCUUAGUCCUCCUCACUUAAAUUAUUCUUGCAUACAGUUUUUCCAAAGCGAGGAAUGUGAACCUGUUCCCAAAGGGCACUGGGUAAUAGCCGAAGCACCUGGUAAGUUCUCAAACCCGAAAGCAUUGUUUCCUUUCAAAGGUUUUAAAUUAGCAACCAACGUUAGAACUACUAUAACCAUGGUAUAACAUAUAGAUUUAGUCAAGGCCAAAAGCAAAGCUCUUGUGAGAGCCCUUAAGAAAUGUAUUUCUGAAGUAAACUUUUGGGAGCCUGCGAUCAGUUGAAUACCAUAACUGGACAGCAGAGAUCUUAAAAGAAAAGCGUCACCUCAAUGAGUUGCACACCUGAGCCCGCGAUACAGACAUGUGACACCUGGAAGCGGAUACCCUAUUUUGAAAGCUGUCAAUUGAUCAUACAUGUCCAACAUCGAGUUUUAAAAACAUAAGUUGUAUAUGCCUUAGACUUUCAGGCUAGUAAGUAAGACAUUUCACGUCCGCUAACAUGAGGGCGGACGUACGUAGGUACCAAAGGACAAUUUUGUCAGAACCAAAAUUUAUUGAGUACAUAGAUAACCAAAUUUUCGUAACCAUGGUGCUCUCCUGUUAAGAAAAUCUGAGGCGGUGGAAUUUCUGGUUGGCCAUUAUUGCAUUGACCUUUAUCGGAGAGGCUUAAAAGCGCUGCCAGAAUCCCACAUUUACGCACCCUACUUGGAGACGUUUCUUUCCGACCUGGUUUUAGCGUUUUUUAAUCGUCAGUCGCGUCGCUGAAAUUAGUGUAGUUGGCUUGUUUAACCCCAUGUGCCAAUGUCAGUGAAGCGACUGAUGACUUCGUAAAUGCUAAAAAUCAUGUCAGAAAAAAUGUCUGCUAGCAGGGUAAAAGACGACGUUUUAAUCCCUGCCACUAGGAAGAGGGCUGGGUGCCUUAUGCUACAACCACUGCUUGGGUAACCUGUGGCUUAAUUGAAAAUCUUUUACGGUACAUUACAUCACGAUCAACACAAGUUUUAAUCUCUCACAUGGUCACCCCACGUACCCUGUAAACUUUAUCAAAGAGAGAGAUUUUAUGGACAGGGAGUUUACCCCACCAAAGCGGGUUACCUCAUCUCCCUGGGGUCUUUCCACUCGAUGUAAACAGGCCCCCUCUACUUCACGACUAACGUUUUACUUGUGCCAGUUCAUUCUUAUCUCUCGGUUGUUUGUUCCCUUUCAGCUCGAAUAGAUUUGUCUGGUUGCUGGACUGACACCCCUCCUGUGACCUAUGAGCACGGUGGGGCUGUUCUUACCGUUGCCAUUAACCUUAAUGGAAAGGUAAGGGAAAACAUACUGCAUUUAUUUUGAGUUUCGAGUUUUCCUUUCUUCAGCAAAUUAAGGCUUUUGUUAUUCAAACCUCGCUAGAAAUAUCAAAUUUACUGGUAUGAAAGAAAGACGAAAAGCCGGGAUUCUGUUCAUAGUAGUAAAAUGAUACCAUCGUGCAAAUGCCGCAUUCUUAUGUGUUUUGCACAUGUUAACGGAGUCAGAAAGGCUAAUAAUACAUAUAAAAAAAUAACAAUAGGCCGCCAUUAUCAAAGAGGUCUAUCAGCAAAAGCCGAUUUUUUAACUAAUGGUUUUUUUCUUUCUUUUUUUCCGCUUUACAGAAAGUAACAGGCGCUAAAGUUAGAAAAAUUUCUGAGUGAGUGUUCAUUUUGGAAAUCUUAACGCUUUUCCAGAAGUAGAAUCUGGGACUGUACUAUUUAUCAUCUGUACUAUUUAUCAAAACGUCGACUCUAAUUUAACUGAUUCGUGGGGAUUUGCCCGUUCGCUUUGUACGCAUUAGCGCAAUAAGGUAAUAGAGAGUUUAAGUACGGACGUUUUUGGGCAACGCACGACAACCGGAAGUGGACUUUUUGCAAUCUUAGGCUGUGAUUUUGAACAAAUUUUCCAGCAGCUCGUCUCUAUCGGAGUAAAGACGCUAAGCAAUACAAAUUAGGUAGCAUAAAGGCAAAUUAAAAAGGAAAAAGGUUCACUUUCGGCUGACGUACGUCGCUCAAAAACGUCGUUGCUUAAACUCCCUAUAGAGUGUUUUGACUCACGUGGCCAGCAUCUAUGCAAAUUUAUUGGAACAAAAGAAAGCAUUUACAUGAGAAAAGAGUUGAACUCCCAGAGGAUUGGUUUGGGAAAUCAACAUGGCCGCCGUUUCAUUGUUUUGGGACACCAAUACGGCCGCCGUGACGUCAUGUGAAAACACUCUAUUAGGGAGCUUAAGCAACGACGACGGCGACGUCACCGAGAACGGCAAAAGAUCAAUAGGUUUAGAUAAGGAAAAAAAAUGGCUCUGCACGGGCAUCACGCUUUAAUUUUUUGUACAUCUCUUUGCCGUCACUGCACAACUACGACGUGAAAAUGUCUUGUUUCACGUUUUGUGAAGGACAUGAACACAAGACAACGAUCAAGACUUUCUUUUACUUUUGUUGAACUUCAGAACUAUUUAGAAUUCAACUCCAGGAAAAGUUGCAAACAUUUGAUGAAUUGAACGAGAUAGAAUAAGCGCGAUAAACUUUGAAGCAGCGCGACUUCACUUGCUAAAUGACCUUUAUAUAACCGUAGCCGUCGCGUUGCUUAAGCUCCCUAUGCACUGGAAAAAGAAGUUGGGCCAAAGAGAAAUUGAGGAAGAAGGAACUGCUCCUAUUUUAAAUAUACUGCUUGCAGGCGUCCAUUUCCCUCAUUUCGCUUGUUGAAUUAGGGUCAAGAGGUCUACCAUAUAUUAAUAAUAAAUGAUAAUGAUAAAAAUAAUUAAUAAUAAUAAUAAUAAUAAUAGUAAUAAUAAUGAUAAUAAUUGAUAGAGAGAUUAAGCAUCGCGUUUACGGAAAACGGCAAACAUGGUGAGAUUCAAGUUGAGGAGUUUUCAAAAUGAGUAAUGAACAGAUAAAAACAACUUAAAACAAUUGUUAUGGAUAGAAUUGGCGUGAAUCUACCGAUUUUCGUGUAGUCAUAACGAACAGUAAACGAUAAGUAAAUGGAAACUUUGUCACGUGGUACUAAUUCAGUUUUGAAGUUUGCCGUAAAUGCGAUGCUGAAUCUCUAUAUCAAUGAUUUUAUUAUUGUUUUUAGGCUUGAAAUAGUCCUUGUGAUUCACUCUGGACAACACAGUGUUCGAGUUGUAUGCAGUGAAUUAACACACUUGGAGAAUUACACUCAGCCGCAUGCGCCAGGUAAAGUUAAUCCCAGGCCCUUCUCCUUACCAACUUGCCCUCGAUACCCCCAAUACCCUCGCUGAGAUCCGUUUAAUCAACAUUGUCCUACACAAACUCACUCCAAUCUAUUUUAGGAGUGGGUUCACCAAAAUGGAUCUUUUUUCUUUACGAAAAACUGGAGAGUUCUUGAUUAUAGUAUAACGUCCUUUUAAUUGCACUUUCUUCUUUAGGUGCUCUUCUUAAGGCUUGUUUUUGCCUCCUGGACAUUGUAACACUACCAUCUAGCGAACCAUUAAGUGCCCAGCUACAGAGAAAGUAUCAGGCAGGGUUUGAGCUUCACACUUGGUCGACCGCUCCUCAUGGCAGUGGCUUGGGAACGAGUAGCAUUUUAGCCGGAGCCAUUCUUGCCGCAUUGCUACGGGUUACAGACCGCACAGCUAGCUUGGACUCACUCAUUCACGCUGUGAUGAUCGUUGAACAAAUGUUGACCACUGGCGGUGGCUGGCAGGAUAACGCUGGUGGACUGGUACCAGGAUUUAAGAUGACUCGAUCCCAAGCCUCUUUGCCUCUGAAGGUUGAAGUGGAACCGCUGAAUUUAUCCCAAGCCACCGUGGAUGCAGUGACGAAACGAUUACUUUGCCUUUUCUCCGGAAAACCACGUCUUGCUAAAAAUUUGUUACAGGUAAUAAAGCAACGUUUCGUGUCAUAUGAAAGAGCUAUAAAAAACUGAGUUAAACUGAGUUAAACCAGAGCUAAUCAUACAGACAUGAGCAGUUAUUCGAAUAUUUGUUGUCUUUGUGCUAUUAGUCUAUUGCAAGGUUAAUUGUUACCAACUGCUAUCAUCCCCAGGACUCACCGGCCAUUGGCUACGGUGAGUCCUGGGACUCAUCUCAAGAAAAAUCCUAAACCCAAGUCCAAAACAAACGAGUGUUAGUCAAUAAAUUAAGAAGUCCCUUAAAGAUUAUUCAGCCCUCGUUGUCCUUGUUGGCCUUUUAUAGCUUUAAUAAUGGACACAUUACAAAGUUGAUUUUUAUGCUAUAUUAUUAAUAUGAAUGAAUGUGACAAAAUAGAGAAGAGAAGUCGUUACGUCACGUUGCCGUGGUAGUAAAAUUAUUUGGAUGACAACAAACCGAUAAAGUCACUUAAAAGUCUAUUCGCACUAUUUCAAACUUCACCGAUCUUAUUCAACUUCAUUUAAUUUGGUAAAAUUUUCUUAGGGGACCGUGUCUAUCGUUAUCUAAGUUUAAAACAAGAAAGCGACAACUUUUGUGUUUUGUUCACCUACUCCAUAGAGCGGGUUCGUGAAAUUAGGAAGUUUCCAGUGUCGUAGUGGUGCAACGACUGCAAAGAAAUUUACAAAAUAGCGUGAUGCACGUGCAAAGUUGUUGCUUGCUAAUAUAAACAUAUAUUUUUUGCCGUUCUCCUUGCCGUCGCCGUCGUCGUUGGUUUUGUUGUCAUCCAGAAAUAGAGCUACCAUGGUAACGUGACGUCGCGCUUUUCUCUAUUUUGGUGGUACGAUUUGUAGCCCACAAAACAACCUUAACUUAAACAAGUUACAUUGAAAGCGUUUCCCUGAAAAGCCUUUACAGUAUGACUGGGAAAACCGUGAACACUUGAAAUAUUUCAGGAAUGUUUAUUGUUGUGUUAUAACCAAUCACAGCAAAGAUCAGAACAUGGGAACUAGCCACCAAACCACAAACUAAUUAACGCUCUUUCUUGCGCCUUAGUUUUCUCACGCCUGAUUGGCUUUUUUCGUGCAACACAAUAACAUUCCAGGAAUAUUUCUGGUGUUCACGGUUUUCUCGGUUUGACUGUACAUGCCUCUUGAAAGCAAUGAAUGUAUAUUGGGCAAAUCGUUCUAUUGGCCAGAACCUCUUUAGAACCUCUAAUUUGAUAGGUUCUUGUUGGCCCGAAGCUCUAUUGUUUCAGAGUUGGGGUUCAUUGUUAAUUUUGUUUGAGUUAAGGCUAUCUAUUGUUUUCUAAACCAAUCCUGUGAGCCGUUCUUAGAGCUUUCGGCUCAUCCAAAUCGUUAGAGGGGAGUUCUGAGCGCAGCGGCAAGAACAAGAUCUUGCAUCAAGUGAUGAGGACAUUUUAACCUUUCAGAUUUUCUUCCAAAACACCUUCAUAAUACAUGACAAUAAAAGGCCCUUUGCAUACGAUUCCGGAUAUUUUUGAAACCGCAUACUCGAUCUUUUAUGGGAAUACGUCAACCUUCCGUCCACACAAAAUCAGUGAAUCCGCAAACCGAAACUGCAUAUUUUUGACACCGCUCUCCAGAAUAGAUUUUUUUUGUAUCCGACGGGUUUGGUGAAUUCGUGUGGACGACUGAAACAGCGGGGGAGGGGAGGGGGGGAGGUGAAUCCAAAUUGGAUACACCACACCGAAUUCGAGUAGACGCAAAUAUCAAGUAUUCGGUUUCAGAAUAUCCGGAUUCGUGUUUAGGUGGCCUAAGAAUGUGUACAUGAAUAGUAAUCGUUGGCGAUGUUUAAUCGUAACAAUUACGGAGGUUACGCAACGACAACGACAGCUUCAACGAGAACGGCAAAAAAGCAAUAAGUUGAGAUUGGCUUCUCUGUAUAUUUUACUUUGCCGUCACUGCUCGACUACGACGUGAAACUCCCUAAUUCCACCUUUUAUGGAGGACGUGAACACAAAACAACGAUAUUCUUUAUGCCGAUACCCUAAAAGUUAGUUCAGGAGCUCUCAUUGAACUCACGCUAUUGUUCCGCUACAGUACCACAGACAGAGAAGCCACUCGAGUGUUGGCAUUAUUUGGCCACUUGUCUGAGUGGCAGUUAAAUUGAUUAUAAAACAGACGCAUUAGUUCACAACAAUAAUACUAAAUAAUCUAUGUUAUUUUCAGCAAAGGUGGGGCAAGAAAUUCGCCCAAUGAAUGAACUAACUGAUAAACGCAUAGAAGAUCUCCCGACUCAUGGCAAAGUAGGAUGGGGGGGGGGGGAUUUUUCGCAGAGAUGUAAUCGCCGUGAUGGUGAAAACAAGAGGGGACGAACGCGGGAAUGCAUGCUCCUUUAUACGAACACUCCCUCAGGGCGAUAGAAAUGAUUGGCUCUUGAAAGAGAGGUUAGACUGAUGGGAGUCGGAAGACCAACCAUGUAGACCACAAAGGCAUAUUGUAUCGACAUAAAUAAUAUUAUGCCCUGACAUAAUGUUUGGUUUUUUGUUUUUGUAAACUUAGAUUCAGUCCUUUAGAAUUCAGCUCCUGAAAAAUCGCUAACAUUUGACAGAUUAAAAGAGUUGUUAAAGGAGUUGUUAAUAUCGGUGAAUUCACUGUAAACCCUAAUGAUUUCGCGUUUUUUAGGAUGUGGUCAGGAACUGGUACGCAAGGUUUCCACACAUCACUGAAAACGCUGACAACCUGAUAACAAACGCAGAGGAAGCCGUGGAAGCACUUAAGACAGGUAAAAUGAGGAUAAAUUUUAAGCCCCGUGAAAACGGACUCAACAAUGUUGACCAACAACUCCCAACAUUGCUGGAUGUUACAUGUUUCGUCCGUUUGCACAACCUGUUGCGUGUUGUUAGGAGUUUUGGCGCAAAGUUUGAAACCAGUCAAACUUUUGAGCAAACAACUCCCAAUGUUUCUUUUGUUCCGUGAUCGCGUAGCUCUACGAUGUUGGAUCGGUUUGCACAGCUCUUUCCAACAUUGUUGGGGCCACGAAAGCGCAUUUCACAUGGUUUACAAAGUCUUACGGGUUGUAUCCUUCCCACGAUGCACUGCAGAUUCCAACAUUAUGGGGAGCUGUUGCGUCCAUUUGCACACCACUGCCAACACGGACGCAACAACUUCCAACAUUGUUGGCCCAACAAUGUUGGGAGUUGUUGCGUCCGUUUACAUGGCGCCUUUAGUUCUCGAACUGCAAUAUUGGCCCGAUUAUACCAGCGUUGCUUGACAUCUUGUCACAUCUUAAGGUCGGUACACACUAGGCAACAAUAGCCCAUUUGCACGAUGACGUCAUUUUACUACUACGACCAGACUCCUUCAGGAUUUUGCUUUCUUGUGCAAAUUAGGGCUUUUGGUUUCGAAACCUCACUGGGAAUACCAAAUUAGAAUGUGAAAGGAAAAACGAAGAGGAUUCUGGUCGUAGUAGUAAAAUGACGCCAUCAUGCAAAAGGCGUAUUUACAGCAACACGUUGCGUCGACAAAUCGCAGCGACAAAUCUCUGUAGUGGAGAACUUUUCUGGAAAUCUUUGUCUCCGCAACAGAAUUUUGUCGCCGUAACAAGUCGCACAAAAUCAAAUCAGGCUGAAUUUGUGCAACGUUUUGCGUUGACAAAAUUCUGUUGCUGAGACAAAGAUUUCCCACAAAUUCUCCACUACACACGACGCGAUCUGUCCCUGCAACGUGUCGUGCAACUGGUUGCAACAACUUAUCGCCCGACCUGUACACAAGGAGUAAUUGGUCGCCUCGACGUGUUGCAGCGACAGAAUCGGCGUUAGAAUCUGUUUUUAGUUCUCGCGUUUUAUUGCAAAUCCGGAUCCGGAUUUCCCAAUUGAACACACUCUUAUUCAUCGUUUUUAAUUUUUCAGGAAUUGUUGAGAAGUUAGGCGCCUGUAUGAAUUGUUACCGUAAGCAGAAGUGUAUAAUGGCUCCCGGUGAGUAGCUUUCAAUAACUAUUCAUUCCCUUUCCAUCAUUAGAAGGGUUUAGAAUCAGGUGAGACUCAAGUUGACAAUAUCAAAAAUUAGGAAAUGAAAAACUGUCCAAAAUAUUUCUAAUGGAGGAAACUGGCUUGAAACUACUAAGUUGGUGUAGGUGUAAUGAACAGCAAGAGAUAAACAAAGGGAAAUGUUGGUCGCGUAUUACAAUGGACAUUUGUCGUUUGCCUAGUAUAAGCAAUUUCCGAGUAACCCAAAGCCUCUGCUUUGAAAUGAGUCUUAGUGCCUGUAUACAUGGAGGUGGGGGACCCAAUUGGGUGUGGUGACCUGCGUAGGUGGGGUGACCCGCCACAAGUUACCUCACCCAUCUAGGGCUCCCUCACCUCCAUGUAAACAGGCCCUAAUUGCGAAGCCAUUGAUAUAAAAUUGAGUUUUUAUUCUCAUGCAAAUAAUACUCGUUUUCAUAGUAAGAGUUUAACGAACUCGGAAAUGGCCAUUGCUUGUCUCCCGAAGGCUUAGGAAGGUCGAAGUGGCGGGGGGGUGGGGGGUUGCAAGCUGCAAAUGGCUUGUUCUUGUCUUCCUAUUGCAAUUUGGGGGGAAUUUUUUGACACAAACAGGUGUACUCUCAUAAUUCGGGCUUAAUUUACAAAAAACCUAGGAUACUGCCUCUGUAAAAACUGAAGCUUUUAGUAAUACACACAUUUCCCACAGGAACCGAACCUGAUGCAAUACGAGAUAUGAUGGAGGCGCUGGACCCUUUCGUAUUAGGUGAGACGUUGUUUGUUUUUUUACCCUGUUUACCAGGCUAGUUUUCGACUUUUUUUUUUCAUUAAGAGACAACGCCCUGAACCCAGUGGUGUACUCGUGAUUUCAAGUGACUGGGAUGAUAUAAUGGGGGCAAGAAUCAAAACGCGAAAACAUUCGUAGGGCUUCCAACGAAAACCCCAAAUUUCCCUGGAACAAAAAUUAACCCCCCAAUAAAUCCCUUAUAGAACUACGCAGCCGGGAUACGCGGGCACUACAACAUAUCCGCAGAUUGUUUUAAAUUACCCAAAAAAUCCCUCUUUAAAUCAAACCACCCCCAAAAAAUACUUGCUAAAUUUUUCUACCCCCCCCCCCCCCCCCCCCAAAAACACCCCGAACCGAACACUUCCAACCCACCAAAAAUCGUUCCAACAAUCCCGCCCCUCUCAAACCCGAAUAACGCCCCCCCGGGGUCUUUCUCGUAACAACCAUUUAUUAUUUUCUGCACAAACCUUUCCCAACUCCGCAGCCUGAAUACGCCGCAAAUACAACAAAUCCCCAGAUUGUUUAAAAUUACCCAAAAAAUCCCUCUUUAAAACAAACCACCCCCAAAACAUACUUCCUAAAUUUUUCUACCCCCCCCCUCCCCCCCCAAAAAAAGUCCCGGAAUCGAAGAUUUCCAACCCAGAAAAAUUCGUUCGAUGAUUCCCGUCACUUGAAAUCCGGAAUACCGCCCCCUGGUGGUUUUUCUGACAAUAGCUUUGUAAUUGUUUCAGGACAAACCUUGACCGGAGCUGGAGGGGGAGGCUUUCUGGUUCUUAUUACUAAAGAACCUAACAUGGCUGAUAAAAUACGAGCUGUGAUCGAGGAGAAAAAGGUACUAGCGCCUGAAUGUCACAUUCCAUCGAUACAAGCAAAAAAUAAUCAACAAAAGGGGAAAUUGCUAACAUCAAACAGCAGUGUUUUUCUAUUGCUGACAACAUUCAGCGUGUUAAUCACUAACUAAAACAAAAGCCUUUGUCAAAGUUUCCCGAAAACUAUAAUUCAGGUGAUGAUAGAGUUAAGUUUUAUAACCAGAGACACUGUGAAACAACGACAACAAAAGCAACGCGGCUAGAUUUUGCCGGGGUAAUAGGUGAUGGAGUAUGUGGUUGAGGCUCUUCACCUAGGCUAAACUGUUUACAGUCCUCUAUUUUUCCAUAAGAUCGUCGAGAUCAAAAUUGCGUUACGGUCGGCCAUCUUGGAUUAGUGUCAAAUUCACUUAAGGUGCAUUGAAACGGGCAACAAAGAACGUGCAACUUGUUUUGCAACGUUCCUGCAAACGAGUUGAAUAGCGAUGUUGCGCGGUUUAUCACCACGAAAAAAUUGCUUGCAACCAUAUUUGUUGCAAGACAGGUUCGAACAUGGGUGGUGAAACCCCGGGGGGGGGGGGGGGGGAACCCCCUAUAAAAAGGGGGUGGGGAUCCUUUGGGCCCCGUUGGGGGUUAAAAUUUGGGGUUUUUGGUCGCUCUGGGGGUGUUUGGGGAAAACCCCCAUAUUUUUUGCCUGUGAGGGUCCCUUUGGGGGUGCAGGGCAAAAAAUUGUUGUGUGUUUAAACUGGUCUUUUUAGCGCUUGUUGUGAUAUGGACAGAACAAUUAAGUGGGGUCAGAAAGGGGGACAAAAAAGAGGGCGUUUUUUUUUUGACACUCGCCGAGAAGAGGGUGAAAAGGGGUAGUGGGCGUUUUUACACCCAAAAAAAAAUUUGCGGCCACCAUUGGUGUGGGAAGGGGGGGCGAAAGGGGGGGGGGGACCCCGGGGGGGGGGGGGGGGGGCGGAAUCCCCAUAUGAAAGGGCUGUGGAUGCUCUUGGUCUCGCUUAGGGGUAUAAAUUUCGGAUUUUGGUCUGACUUAGGGUGUUCUGGGCAAAACGCCAUCAUAUUUAGCCGUGAAGGUCUCGUUUAGGGUUGCAUGCGAAAAAUAUGUCUGUGUUUUAACAUGGUCUCUUUUAGGGGUCAAAAAAAGCUUGGGCCCCGCCCAGGUGGGUCUCCUUUAGGGUUUAAUUCAAAAUUUCCGACGAGCAUUCCCACCCCUUUCAUAUGCGGAGUCCAGACAAUCGUUUCGUUUCCGUUUCAAACAUGAAACUCUUUGUAGUAACCUAUAAAGAAUUGAGUAAAUUUACAUGGCAUUAAUGAUAUAUUAAACUUUGAACACUGCAAAUCAUUGUGGAGAUAAAAUGCUAGCUUUUGAGUGUUUAGCUUAGCUUUUGCAAGUCUGUCUUGGUUUGACAGCGGUUGCAGGGUUCGUUUUUUCACACACAGGGCAAGCUGUUCCCUUAAGAAAGCGAUUCCCACAGUUUUAUUUUUAGAUGACUUUCCAAAGUCUCACUUUUAGAACUAAGUUCUUCAUAAUUUUGCGGUUUCAGGCUUCGGAUGAGUUCAUUUUUUACGAUGUCAGCGUGGACUGGGACGGACUGACUGUGAGAGUAGAAGAACCGUCGCAAUGAGUCAUGGACCUUCUUGUAACCGCCACAGAGUCGUGAAACUCUGGUCAGGGAAAAGUCAGGGAAUUUCACUUCGAUUCAGGGAAAAUUUAAGUCUUUGAAAGAAGUCAGGGAAAAGUAAAAUUAAAAAAAAAGUGUUCAUUUACACGUUUCACGGACAUGAAUCACGUUGUAUUCAUUUGGUAGAAUAUGAAAUUGAACAACAAGCUUAUGUUGGGUUUUCAAAAAA
Molecule: messenger RNA, 33982 nt
Organism: Porites evermanni
Lineage: Eukaryota; Metazoa; Cnidaria; Anthozoa; Scleractinia; Poritidae
Source: the annotation of a GenBank genome assembly